GAAGAGGAGGAGGAGGAGGAAGAGGAAGCAGGAGAAGAAGCAGAAGAAGAGCCCCCCGGUAGCUUUUUGGUCCAUCUUCUGUCCGACCGACAUCAGCACGCACAGCAUGUCCGCGCAGCCCGGUGACGAGCUCGGCUCGGAGGCGGGGAAGUGGUUCGGGGACGACUACGAGAGGAACGGCCUGUUUGGAAGUACUCCGACCCGCUUCGACGAGCUGAAGCCGAGAGGCGGCGACGCAUCGGGCGACCUGGAUCAACACAUCCAUCCUUUCCAGGACGACGGGAAAAGGCCCCCGGUUGCUAUGGAAACUGCUUCUACAGAUGAUGCCAUAUCGGGCAUGUUCAGGAAGCCGAUGAACGACGACGGCGACGUCUACACGUCCCUGCUGUCCAAUCAGAGCUUCGCCUCGGGCCGGGAAGCCUCGUACCUGUCAGACGACCUGAAGCCCUCAAACUACUCCUCCGGCUCCUCCGGCCUGGAUCACUUCUCCAGCGACUCGUACAGCUUCAGCUCCAGCGCCAAGAUGACUUCUAACUUCGCCGACGACAUGCCCAAGUCUCUGCUGGGCUCCGAUAAGACAGAAUCCUAUAACUACAUGGAUAUCAGCCACGGGGAUGAGAAGCAGGGGCCUCUCCACAGCCUGCUGGACAAAGGCUCGGCGCUGGGCAGCUACAUCGACAAGACCCCAGGAAGACACGAUGAAGAGGAGGAGGAGGAGGAGGAGGAGGAGGAGGAGAACCUGGGCCCGGCGCUCGGGUCCCACUCCUUCCCGUACGUGGAGGAGCCGUCUGACGAGGAGCUGACGGACUACCGGUCCUACCGGAACCUGGGCGGCACCCCGCAGACCGCCAGCCCGGUGAAGAUCACCCUGACCGAGUCCAAGCCCGCCGCCGCCCCGGCCGGACCGCCGCCGCCGCCGCAGCAGCAGCAGAUGUCUCCGGGCUCCGGUUCGGAGCGCGAGAACGUCCUGAGCGUGGGCCUGCAGGGCGUCCCCACGGUGACGCUGUCGGAGCCGGAGGACGAGAGCCCAGCGUCCACGCCCAACGCUUCGCCAACACGAAAAGAUUUCUCUUCACACGACAUAUUCAAGGCUGAGCCGGUUCAGACCACGGCUUCCAAAAGCAAGGCGGGCGCCAAGGCCGGCGGCAGGGAGCACGACGGCAGCAGCGCAGAGUCCGGAGACUCUGAGAUCGAGCUGGUGUCAGAGGAGCCCAGCAAGGCCGGCAGCAACCCGUUCGCCCCGCCGCCGAAAAGCAAGGGCACCGUCAGCCAGCCCAACAACCCCUUUGACAAUCCCCCGGCGGCGAAGGGCGGUUUUGGCCUCGCCGGCGGCCACGCCCCCCCCACAGCCUACAGCAUCCUGAGAGAGGAGAGGGAGGCCGAGCUCGACAGCGACCUCUUCAUCGAGUCUGCGUCUGAAGAAAGCCCCAAGAGAGAGCAGGGCUUCGGCGGCCCCAAGCAGGGAGUCAGCCCGCCGUCCCCCCUGCUUCCCAGCACCGCCCCUCCCCGAGCCGCCCCCGCAGUGGCGCCGGUCCAGCCGCUGAUCCCAGAGAAGGUCAAGGAGCCGGUGAAAACGGAGGAGGAUCGGCCCAGCAAGCCCAAGCCCCCGACCGCCGCCGUCCCUCCCGAGGUGCGGGCGGAGAAAAGCCCACAGGACGACGUGCUCAAGUUCAGCAGCGACGGCAAGCGAGACCCGGGGAAACCCCCGGCGUCCAUGUUCCUGGAGGGCUUCGAUAAGCAAAAAGCGAUCGACCUGCUCUACUGGAGGAAUGUGAAGCAGUCGGGAGCCGUGUUCAGCAGCGUGCUCCUGCUCCUCUUCUCCCUGACCCAGUUCAGCGUGGUCAGCGUCGGCGCCUACUUGGCCCUGGCAGCCCUCUCCGCCACCAUCAGCUUCAGGAUCUACAAGUCUGUGCUGCAGGCUGUGCAGAAGACCGAUGAGGGCCAUCCUUUCAAGUCCUACCUGGAGAUGGAAAUCGCUCUGUCUCAGGACCAGAUUAGCAAAUAUGCCGACAAAAUCCUGCUCUACUCCAACACCUGCAUGAAGGAGCUGCGCAGGCUCUUCCUCGUACAAGACCUGGUGGACUCCUUGAAGUUUGCUGUUCUGAUGUGGCUCCUGACCUACGUGGGCGCCCUCUUCAACGGCCUGACUCUGCUCAUCCUAGCCGUGGUCUCCAUGUUCACCAUGCCCGUGGUCUACGAGAAACACCAGGCACAGAUUGAUCAGUACGUGGGACUAAUACGGACCCAGGUCAACUCGGUGGUGGGGAAGAUCCAGGCGAAGAUCCCCGGGGCCAAGAGGAAGGAGGAGUAGAGGCGCGUCUCCCUGGGAGGCUGACAGUCCAGUCCAGUCCAGCUCGGAGUCGGGCUCGCUGUGCGGGAGCCUGGCGGUCAUCUGUGGGCCGUAGUGCUACGUCAUCUUGGUGUUCUCUAAAAAGCAUCCACUGGAGAAGCCUUCACCUUGUCUAUAGCAGUCUAAACACUAACACACACACACAGUCACACGUGCGUAAAUAAUCCCGUUUCUAGGUAGACAAGUUCACAACUCCAAGACAAAAAAAGAAACUUGACUUUUUUUGUGUUGCUUAUGAUAAAAGUGCAUGAAGUCGAGCCUUGGGUAAAUGAUAUUUGAUAUUUUUGUGCAGUUUUGAAGAAUCACGCUACGUUUCUUUUUUUUUUUUUUUUUUUGCUUUGCAGUGCUUACCACAAACUGUACGGUUUGGCACAAAAAGGCUAAAUGCCCACAGACGUGCUCUGCUGCCAAUGUUAAAUACUGCUUCAUGUUUCUGAGUUAGCAGAUGGGGCUUCUCUCGGUAUAUGUCAAUAUAUAUAAAUACCCAAAAUGAUUUCCUUUGGUGUUUUCAAGCACAAAAUAAUUUAACAAUAUGCGUCUUAGAUGUGGUAAUCGUAGGGUUUUUGCUUUUGUAUAACCGUGAGGAACAAUACACACGCUCAUGUUUUAGGUACUGUUGUACAACUACUAUGACGACAAGGAGUAUCUGGUGAUAUUUAGCUUGUUUGAAUAACUGUCCAACUUUGUACUAUGUUCAACUAUACUCUGUAGUUCUUUAGACCCUGGACUCUUUCACUAUUUGCACUUACAGUAUGUAUUUAAUUACAAGGGUAAGAAAAAAAAAUAAAUGUACCUUGAUGUAAAACA
Molecule: messenger RNA, 3157 nt
Organism: Salarias fasciatus (jewelled blenny)
Lineage: Eukaryota; Metazoa; Chordata; Actinopteri; Blenniiformes; Blenniidae
Gene: rtn1a
Product: reticulon 1a
Exons: 9
Coding region: 107-2311 (734 amino acids)
Biological process (GO): brain development; neuron differentiation; endoplasmic reticulum tubular network formation
Cellular component (GO): postsynaptic density; endoplasmic reticulum membrane; neuron projection
Source: RefSeq, a predicted model, not a curated record